Coccidioides posadasii C735 delta SOWgp is the source of this 1284-nucleotide messenger RNA. Lineage: Eukaryota; Fungi; Ascomycota; Eurotiomycetes; Onygenales; Onygenaceae. The record is from RefSeq and is a predicted model, not a curated record.
GGAAGUGGGAAAAAUUUAUUCUUGACUCAAAGACGCAAAACGAUGGAUAGAACCUCCGCCAGACGACGCCAAGGAACGCGGCCCCUAUCCCAACCUCACCGCUUUAACGCCGCUCCAUCUUCUUCGCCAAACAUCCCCAGCUAUCCAGCCACGAACAAUUCGUUGCCUUUGCAGUCAGAUCUGGGUAAUGUCACGAUCACUACGCACUUUCAAACAGAGCAUAAGGUGCCAAUUCCGCGGCUACAACGCCCGGGAUCGAAGCAGGCGGCCUCUGGAUCCGAUCGACAGCGAGUUAGCCAUGCCUGUGAGCCCUGUCGCCGCCGAAAAUCCAAGUGUGAUGGCCUUCAGCCACCAUGUGGCCGAUGUAGGGACCAAGAAAUUCAUUGCUAUUAUGAAGAUGGGAAACGAGAGAAGCUGAAACGGAAUGCACGAACAAUGGCUGCUAAGCUAGAGCGGUACGAAAGUCUUCUUUCGGAAUUGCUCCCAAACCAAGAUGCCAACAGACAGCAGGACAUUCGGAAUGCAUUGUCAGAGAGGCGCUUUGCCGAAGAAGACUCUCUCUCUGGCGAGGAUGCAAUUGAAGAUGAGCACUCAGUUUUAGUAUCAACAACAUCUCCGCAACUCCAGAAUUGUGCUCAGCACAACGCUAUCGUAUCAGUGGGAUCGGCUGGGUACCUUGGAAACUCGUCAGUUGUCCAUUGGGUUGAAGAGGUGAUGAUGAAGCUGGCCACAAACAAGCUCGUCUCAAAAUCCCAUGACCUGACGCCCGGAGCUCUUGAUAGUCUCGCCGGUAUGGCUGACGAGCCGAGUCUGAAUGAUAUUGAAUCGCUAUUGGUGCAUGACUGCACCUACUUUGCAAAUGACAUUACCCAGUCCCAGGUCUCUGGUAUUUCUCAGUCAAUUGAUGCUGCCCUCCAGCUACCUCCGAAGUCAACAGCGGAACUGCUAAUCGAUUCCUACUUUUCUACUGUGCACCCCGUUUUCCCGGUUAUUGCGGAAAGGAACUUUAUACCCCAGUAUCUUUCUUACCGCGAAACAACACAGCCUCCUAAUGGAAGUUGUCUGUGGCUGGCAAUUCUCAAUGUGGUCUUCGCUAUCGGCGCGUUGUUCAGCGAGCGUGUUCGGAUGCCCCAUGAGGGUCUAGACCACAUUGUCUACUGGAUAAGAUCCCGCGUUUUGGGCCAAGAACCCAUUCAAAUGAUAAGUCUGCCUACAAUGGAGCAUAUUCAGCUCUUGACAAUCAGCGGGAUGUAUUGUAUUGCUAGCUAUCAGAUAAAUAGGUAA